This is a messenger RNA of Penicillium brasilianum, 381 nucleotides long. The record is from the annotation of a GenBank genome assembly. Lineage: Eukaryota; Fungi; Ascomycota; Eurotiomycetes; Eurotiales; Aspergillaceae.
AUGAACGCACCAGAUCGGUACGAGGCAAUUCUCCUCGCCCCCGGCGAGAACAAGAUCGACGUCGAGGUCGAUACUCGCAUGCCAUCCGCUGCUAUCUUCACCUUUCACAAGGAAGACCACACCCUUGCCAACAUGAUCCGUACUCGCCUCCUCCGCACCCCCCACGUCACCUUCGCCGCCUACCGGGUUCCUCACCCCCUGACUCCCAACUUCCAGUUGCGUUGCCAGACCGAUGGCGAGAUCACCCCUCGCCAGGCCGUUAUCAACGCCUGCCAGGCCCUGAUCAAGGACCUCGGUAUCCUCUCCCGCGAGUUCACCAAGGAGUAUGAGCUGCGCAAGAUGGCCAACGCUGCCAACCAGCAGCAAAACAUCGGCGAAUAA